UCCUGGGGUUUGCCCUCUUAUCUCCAGCGAGAUAAGGCUAUCGCUCCUUCUGGUGAACCAGAGAAACAAGAAGGCCUAGUUUUCAUGGCGACCGUGGCCUUCAACCUCGUAGGCGCCUUCAAGGGACUCUCCUUGGGGUCGAGCUCCGCAUCUUCUUACCUCAGGGGUGACCUCGGGCUGCCCCGCCCCGGCAGCGGUACCUCCAUCUCCUUCCCCAUGAGGUCCCCACUGACGAUCGAGUCGGCGCACAAGAAGGGGGCCGGUAGCACCAAGAACGGCCGUGAUUCCAGGGGGAAGCGGCUCGGCGUCAAGAUCUACGGCGAUCAGGUCGCCCAGCCUGGUGCCAUCAUCGUGCGGCAGCGCGGAACCAAGUUUCAUCCUGGGAACAAUGUUGGCCUAGGCAAGGAUCAUACUAUUUUCUCUUUGAUAGACGGGCUGGUUAAGUUCGAGAAAUUUGGACCGGACAAGAAAAAGGUUAGUGUUUAUCCACGUGUUGAACAGCCAGAAAAUCCAAAUAGUUACAAAGCAAGAAAAAGGGAGUAUUUCCGACUGCAGCGGGAGCGCAAGAAGGCAAGAAAGGAAGGUGUUGUUUCUCCACAGCUAGUAUUGGCUUCCAGUGAAGAAGCUUCAGAAGUCAGUCCUGUUUGUUGAUGGAUUUGCCAUGUAAAUUUCUGUUUGAAGGUACUGCUUCUAUUUAUUUGCAGAUCUUGUAUUGUCAAAUCAAGUAUGAUUAAGCUCAGAUUUUUUCUUCAC
Messenger RNA from Musa acuminata subsp. malaccensis (wild Malaysian banana), 753 nucleotides. RefSeq names its product large ribosomal subunit protein bL27c. Gene Ontology annotation, cellular component: ribosome. The record is from RefSeq and is a predicted model, not a curated record. NCBI's taxonomy places the organism in Eukaryota, Viridiplantae, Streptophyta, Magnoliopsida, Zingiberales, Musaceae. Gene Ontology annotation, molecular function: structural constituent of ribosome. Gene Ontology annotation, biological process: translation.